This is a messenger RNA of Eufriesea mexicana, 2743 nucleotides long. It is a transcript of the gene Sln, whose product is annotated as monocarboxylic acid transporter silnoon. NCBI's taxonomy places the organism in Eukaryota, Metazoa, Arthropoda, Insecta, Hymenoptera, Apidae. The record is from RefSeq and is a predicted model, not a curated record. The transcript is spliced from 6 exons. The coding region runs from base 447 to 2516 and encodes 689 amino acids. Gene Ontology annotation, biological process: transmembrane transport; monocarboxylic acid transport. Gene Ontology annotation, molecular function: monocarboxylic acid transmembrane transporter activity.
UUUACCAAGCACCCUUAGAUCGAGUCAGGAGAACCUUGGAGAACGUGUAAAUGGUGAGAAGGAAGUGGAUAGAAGAUAGAUAACGGGGAAGUUAAAUCGGGGUGGACCGAUCCUAGUAAGGUGUACGUAUCCACGAGCAAGAAGCUGAAACAUAUAGAUUCGAACGAAGAGUAGGGUUGAGACUAGAGAACGGGGGUUGAAAUCUGAUAAGACAAAUAGAGGAAAAUAUAGAAAAAGACCUGGAAACAUAGAGAAGAAUACAUAGGGAUAUAGAGAAUUAGGAACGUGAAGGUCUGGUUUUUUCUCCGAUAAGAGGAAGACAAUAAAAGGAGACGAUACAGUAGGUGAAAGAAGAGAGUUUGCCAAUUGACGCAAACGAAGGAGAGGAAAAGUAACGUAACUCCAAUGUAUUACGGUCCUCCUCGCGUGAACGAAGCCACAGAAAUAUGUCGUUACCACGAGAAUGGAGCCUGCAGGAUUCGGUUGAGCGUGAUGCUGUCGCCUGUGCGACAGCGUCGCAGGAGAUGGUCGGGACGACUGUCAUCGACGAGAAUAUGAAUCAACAGAACCAGCUGGGCUCUCUGUUGUCGAUACAUUCGGCGCCCGUGUUUGAUUUGAGCACCGGUGUACCGUCGCCUAAGAGGCCAGCCUCCUUGGCCGUGCAGGCAACAGCAACUUCAACGCCGAUUGUACCACCGCAUCUUCAAAGUCCAGAAACGAUCGAAGACGAGGAUAAUGACAAUCUCCUGACCAUAUCCAGUCUCACGGCCAGGCCAUUGAUUGCCAAAUCUCGGGAACUCCGAUCGACCAAGAGCUCUUGCACGAAAAAGAAUAAAGUUAAGAAAAAUGAAACGAAAAAAUUAAGGAACAUCACAUACGUUCCAUUAGACGGUGGUUAUGGUUGGGUAAUCGUAUUCGGGGCGUUUUUCGUUCAGUUUUGGGUAACUGGCCUGAUGAAAUCUUACGGGGUGUUAUACGUUGAGGUGAUGGAAACGUUCAAGGAUUCUACAGCAUCGGUUGCUUCCUGGAUACCAGCUAUCUUGUCCUGUCUUUGUCUCGCACUUGCUCCAGUGACGAGUAUGCUGUGCCAGAAAUACAGUUGUCGAGCGGUCGUUUUCGUCGGUGGAUUGUUCUGUGCUUUAGGACUUACAAUAAGUUACUUUGCCACAAGCUUAAUACAUCUCUUUUUUACAUUCGGAGUUUUAACAGGUAUCGGUGGUGGUCUGUCGACAACGCCAGGCAUCAUUCUCGUCUCUCAAUAUUUCGACAAGCACCGCGCCUUAGCGAACGGAAUAUGCGUAUCCGGCACAGCGGCUGGCAGUUUCGUGUUUCCACUUCUGAUCAAGGUUCUGGUGGAGAAUUUUGGUUUUCACGGUACCAUUCUUCUUCUCGGUGGUUGCAUGCUUCAUGUGUGCGUGAGUGCAACCCUGUAUCGGCCGCUGGAGAACAACUACACGCCGGAAGAGACAGCGAUGCCAGAGAAGGUGGAAAAGGUCAAGAACACAACAAAGGAAUUAGAGACGGCGAAACAACAGAAGUUAGAUUUAAUAUUCGCCAAUGACUCAACUACGAAACAUAAUCUGUUGAACGAAUUAUUUCAUCAGAACAGUGUGGUGGCAAUCGAGCUGACAGACAGCGACGAGGAGAAGGACGUGAUGGGCGAGGGACUUCGUAUGAAACCGAUUUCGAAGAUACGUAGCUCGAGCAUAUUGCACAGUGUUGAAGAUCUAUCCACCGAUUCCACGUGCGUAUACAAGGCCAGGUCGUCAUUAAGGUCCUUAAGGUCUUCGGUCACGGCGGUAUGUCCAGUUCCUCAGAACGAACCACAAGUGCCAGAGGAAAAGAAAACAGUGAUGCAGAGGAUAGCGCAAUACAUCGACUUGUCUCUAUUAAAGAACCCUCAAUUCAUCAUGAUGUGCUUUUCCGUUAGCCUGAUGUCCACCGGAAGCCCAUAUAUGCUUUAUUAUCUUCCGGCGUACGUUCAUGCUGCUGGUUACACGAAAUCGGAAGCUGGAUACUUGGUGGCCAUUUCCGCUGCACUUGAUUUAUGCGGAAGAUUGGGUCUUGGCUGGCUUUCGGAUUUGAAGCUUUUUGAUCGACGGAAAGGAUAUAUUGGAAGCGUUGUGGGUGCUGGUGUAGCAGUACUAGCAAUUCCAAUGGCCCAUUCUUUCUACGUACUAGCAUGUUCCGUAGGCAUGUACGGAUUAUGCUUGGGUUGUUGGUUUCUUUUGGUUCCCGUCCUUCUCGCAGACCAAUAUGGAACUGAUAAAAUAUCCUCUACUUAUGGUCUUGUUAGGAUGUUCCAGAGCGUCGGAGCAAUUUCUAUUCCACCUUUAGCAGGUUAUCUGCGUGAUGUAACCGGAAGUUACUCCGUAUGUUUUCUAUGCAUGGGCACGUGCAUGGUCAUGGGAGGUCUACCUCUACUCCUGGUUUUUAACGAAGUAUCGGAAUCAUCGAAGAUGACUGUUAAUAACGAGAACAGUAACUGUCAAAGAGAGGCGAUUGCAAAAGAAUAAAGAUAUUUUGCGAAUGUGAUUGAAUGUGUAAUAGAAAUCUAAUAAAUCACAACAUUUGUCGCUACAAUUAUUCUACUAUGAUGUAUUGCUUGGUUCAGUGUAUUCGAAAAGUUUACAUAAAAUACCUCGUUCGCGGCAGAAAAUGAAGAAUUGCGGCAGGUCCUGCGAUGAAAGAAACAAUCUUAGUAGGAAAUACAUAUUUUUCAUACAAACAGAUGUAAUUAAAU